Messenger RNA from Saccostrea echinata, 930 nucleotides. RefSeq lists its product as uncharacterized. Lineage: Eukaryota; Metazoa; Mollusca; Bivalvia; Ostreida; Ostreidae. The transcript has 3 exons. The record is from RefSeq and is a predicted model, not a curated record. The coding region runs from base 1 to 930 and encodes 309 amino acids.
AUGUUACAGCCCGAUUCCUGUGCCUAUGGGAUGGAUAAUUUACAAUUGUUCCAAGUCCCUCCCACUAAUAUUGCUUUAGAAGACUCCAAAUGGGAAGAAUAUUACCCUAUUUCUAGUACUUUAGAUUCAGAGACAGCUCCGAUUGAAUUUGAAAUUAAAGGACAAGGAGAUCAAUAUCUAGAUUUAUCUCAAACUUAUCUUAAAAUGGUAUGUCAAUUUGUCCAAAAUGAUGGAAGUGAUCUGGCUGGAGAUCCUGCUAAAACAGCCCCAGUGAAUAAUAUCUUACAUUCCUUGUUUACGGAAAUUGAUGUCAAUCUCAAUGGAAAAAUAAUCACUCCAGGGACCGAUACUUAUCCUUACAAAGCUUAUCUGGAGAAAUUACUGUCUUACAAACCCAGAACUUUAGCCACACAAAUGAAAGCUUGUAGUCUAUGGGAAAAGGAUACGGCAGGACACAUGGACAAAAGGGGGCUAGCAGAUCUGGGGGUGGCUGCUAAUCAGAACUUUGCUGUAGCUCAUGAUACUUGUACCAUUAACAAACCCAUCAUUCCAGCAUACCCAGCCAAUUCUAAAAACGAAGGAUACAGAAAACGUCAUGAAGCCAUAGAUGCUAGCCAAGAAGCCCAAUCGGAUAAAUUCCAUCUCAUAGAAACAGGAAAUUUAAGAGUAGAAGUUCAAUUUACUAACAACACGGCUACCACUUUAAAUUGUGUGGUGUAUGCAGAACUUGAUAACAUCUUAGAAAUCAACAAAGAGAGAGAGAACCAGAAGGAAAUAGCUAGUAUAAGAAAAAUGAUUCAGGAUCAGGAGAAAACAACUGAUAUAAUGGUACAACUUCAGAAGGAUCACUGUGAGUUUAGAGAAAUCAUAACAUAUGAAAUUGGUGUGUUUAAAGAAGAACUGAUGGCUGAGAUUCGUAAGGAUAAAUAA